UAGGUACAUCUCUCUACAGAGCUGACUGGGGUGGACUUCUUUGGGCACCUAUUACUAGUCCUGUCUCCAGUUCCUCCUCCUGAUGACUGGACUCCUGGGACAGAGGAGAUGUGAUGUGUGAAUGCUCAGCCUGUUCUCUUUGGAUCCUGUAGGUUUGGAGGACUGUGCCCUGGCUGUUGAUGGCAAUGCCUCUGCUGAGGUUAUCACUGGCUCCCAGGUUAUCAUCAUCCCUCAUAGAGCAGACCCAGUCUUGCUGUCCCUGACAGCCUGCACUGAGCAGACUAUAUCCAUGUAAAAAUCUCUGCAGCUCUCAUGUCCUCAACUUGUGUCACAGGUGAAUCCACACUACCUGUUACCACUAUGGUCUGAUUCAACCAAGAAACGGAAUUCCUGCCAAGACUAGUGAGAGCACAAAACAAGUGAUGUAUUGUGAUGCCAGCAGUGAUGGAGCUGAGUUCUUCCCAUCCAGCCUGCCUGCUUAUUAUGACAAGACUUACUGGCUCAAGUACAGGCAUUCAUGUGUCACAUGUCUUCGUAUCAUCAGGCACUGAAGAAACUCAAGAAGGGAAACUGUCAUCAAGACUGUGCCUGAUGCUACCAAUCAUGGGUUUCUAGAGCUGGGAGAAUUCCAGCAGGCUCUGCAGAAGGGACUAGCACACGUGUCCUCUCUUUCCGUGGACGUACUCCUCUAGCUAUGCAAUGUAUUUUCUUAAGUGAAAAAAGGCAAAAUGAGCACUGAGUUUGAUUUUAGGACUAUCGUUUCAAGUCAGACAUCCAUCACGGGUGACCUUCAGCAACUUCUUAGCCAAGGAGAAUAUGCUCCUUUUACGUCUGCUCCCAUGUUUGAAAGCAAGUUUGUUCAGGUUAACCGAAGAGGGGAGACAAUGAAUAUCCAUAAGCAGCCCACCUGUGUCACUGUCGGCAUCUGUGCUACCAAUCCCAGUUCACCGAUGCCCAAUGGGAUGCUGCUAGCACACACAGUGCCCGUAUCCCCACAGGAAAGUAUGACAAAUCUCCAGAAAUUCUCAGAGCGGUCAUCCCAGUUGGAACAGUUAGCACUUAGCAGGUUCUUGCCCUUGAAGUUUGUGGAACUCUCUGUCCACAGCACAGACAAGCAUCAACUCAUGUUAAAAUUAGUAAAUGGACGUUCCUACUAUCUAGAGCUCUGUGCCCCACCAGACCAUCAACACCACCUAUUCCAGCACUGGUUGCAGCUCAUCUCCCUCCUGAAACCUCCAAAAAAUCCUAGUAAUACCAACAUUAACAUAAGAUGUGAGGAUUCUGGCAAAAGUCAUGAGAAAGCUCCCAGCCCAAACAAUGCAUCAGAAAAUAGGGCCAACCCACAAGAUUUGCCUAACCUCAAAACAGAGGAAGAAGUUGUUCCCAAACAAACCACCUCCAACCAAGUUCCCCACUCAGGUAGCAUGGGUCCCACAUUAAAGAGUGGAGGGGAAGAGGUAGCAGCCUUUGCCAGCCCCCUGGAAGCAACCAGGCAAGAAACCACCAUGCAGUCAAAGAAUAUAGACCCUCUGGAUACAAUAAAGAGUAAAAGCAUAGAGAAGAGGAAAAGUAGGAUAGACAAAUCAAAGCCAAAAAAAGAAAAAAAAUCACAACCUUCAGUGAUUAAGCACUGUUUCCUAUGCCUGCCAAGGCACAACAAAAAAAUGGAGCCGCUUAGCUUACUGAUGCCCCUUACCUUGUGUCUAAGCUCAUAA
This is a messenger RNA of Oxyura jamaicensis (ruddy duck), 1715 nucleotides long. RefSeq names its product family with sequence similarity 71 member D (gene GARIN2). Lineage: Eukaryota; Metazoa; Chordata; Aves; Anseriformes; Anatidae. The transcript has 7 exons. Gene Ontology annotation, cellular component: nucleus. The coding region runs from base 729 to 1715 and encodes 328 amino acids. The record is from RefSeq and is a predicted model, not a curated record.